Molecule: messenger RNA, 1620 nt
Organism: Talaromyces marneffei
Lineage: Eukaryota; Fungi; Ascomycota; Eurotiomycetes; Eurotiales; Trichocomaceae
Exons: 4
Coding region: 1-1620 (539 amino acids)
Biological process (GO): carbohydrate transport; transmembrane transport
Cellular component (GO): membrane
Molecular function (GO): carbohydrate:proton symporter activity
Source: RefSeq, a predicted model, not a curated record
AUGGCUUUCAAAAAUUCAACCCUCGCCAAGUACAUCAAAAACAUCAAGACCUCUCCGAGAUCAUUGAUUGCUAAUCGCACGCUCUUGACGACGGCGGCACUCUAUGCGCUUGCUGGAAUUCCUUUGUGUUGGGACCAAGGUUCAAGCGCCACUAUACCCUCUCUGCCUGGCUUUGCGAAGGAGUUCGGUAUUACAUCUGCAACCAACCCGAGUCAGGUUUCCAAUUUCGUUUCCCUGGUGUACAUAGGAUGUGGUGUCGGAGCUGCUCUUUCGUUCUUCGUCAACGACCGGGUGGGCCGUCUAUGGUCCCUCCGCCUGUAUUCUGUGAUCUGGAUCAUCGGCCAGCUGAUUGCUGUCGGCUCUCAAGGAAACAUGAAGGUCAUGUACGCCGGACGAAUUGUGGCCGGAUUUGGUAUCGGACCCCUUACUGUCAUCGGACCUGUGUCGCUCGUGGAGAUUGCUCCGUCUGAGAUCCGGGGUCUACUCACCACCUGGUUCAGCGUUGUCCUCCUAAUGUCCCUUUUCAUGGCCGCAUUCACAGUCUAUGGCUGUUUUGUGAGCAUGGCUGCCAGCUCGCUGCAGUGGCAAGUCCCUUUCUUUGUGCCAACCAUUAUCAUGGCCUUUGUAAUCCUCGCUAGUUUCUUUGUUAGUGAGAGUCCACGUUGGCUCUUUCUAAAAGGUCGUGAUGAAGAAGCUAUUGAGGCCCUCGUCAAGAUCCGCGGUCUACCUCUGGAUCAUCCUCGCGUGCAAUCUGAAUUGCAAGACAUCCAGAAAUCCCUCGCCAAGGAGCGCGCCGCUUAUGGGGAUGCCACAUCGUAUUCCCUCCGGGGUCUCGGAGCUAUCCUAAAGGAAACAUUCCUCGUCCCAGCGAACCUCCGACGUACUCAGCAAGCCUUUAUUUCAUACGCUUUAGCUCAGCUAUCCGGCGCCAAUAGCAUCACGACGUAUCUGGUCCCUAUCCUAAGCUUGGUCGGCGUCAAGGGUGGUACUUCUUACAGUCUCUUGAUUGCUGCUAUGUAUGGUGUUGUCAAAUUCUUCUAUACUGUGAUUGCCAGUUUCUUCUUUGUCGACGCCAUUGGUCGUAGAAACAGUCUCUUCCUUGGUAUUACGAUUCAGAUGCUCUCGGAUAUCUACAUUGGCGUCUACGUCAAGUUCAAACAAGCAGGACCCGUUCCUACUUCCGCGGGACAAGCUGCUCUUGCGGCCAUCUUCAUUCAUGGCUUCGGCUAUGCUGUAGGCCUUCUAGUAUUGCCCUACGUGUUUGUCUCGGAACUGUGGCCAAACCAGAUUCGUUCAUUCGGCGCAGCCCUGACUCAAACCUUCCACUGGCUGUUCUUCUUCGGUGUCAACAAGGGUAUUCCCUCCCUUCUUUCCAGUACCAACAACUGGGGAGCAUUCAUCUUCUUUGCCGGUUGGUGUUUCUUGGCCCUCAUCUACUCCUUCCUGGUGGUCCCCGAGACGGCCGGCGUGGACUUGGAAAAGCUGGACGCUUUGUUUGAGGGCCCCUGGUGGAAUCAGUACAAGCGACCCAAGGCCAUGGUUACAGAGUCUGUGGAGAUAGGUCAGAAGAGUGACAGCGAAGAGACCCGGUCGGCGGAGGGUGUUGCCGUGAAGCAGUGA